Molecule: messenger RNA, 1104 nt
Organism: Strongylus vulgaris
Lineage: Eukaryota; Metazoa; Nematoda; Chromadorea; Rhabditida; Strongylidae
Source: the annotation of a GenBank genome assembly
AUGACGGACGACUACAAUCGCUUCGAAACCGCACGGCAUAAGGAGGCAAUGCGAAACGAACGUCAGAAAUCGGAAGAGAGUCGCUUUCAAGCCUAUGGAGAUCGCCCAGGAAGUGGAGUAGAGUUGUCAAGCCAUCAUUGGGAAGGCGGAGAGAUAAUCACAGAUCCUAGCCAACUUCCAAAAUCUUUAAAACCGCGGCGGUUAUACUACUCUCCGAUAGGAGACGGAACUGUUGCUGCUGAUGGUGUUGAGUUGAAGAGGCGACCUGCUGACUUGUCACCUCGUGUCACUAUUACACAAGUACAACACGUGGAUCGUGGUCAUAAAGGUCACGAUGGUUUGAAUAUUUAUGAAAAGAGUUGGACGAACCCCUUAGGAUCCCAAGCGGGAAGUGAAGCCGGCUACGGUAGCGAAUUUGGUGGUGGGCCUGGCAGUGGGCGUAAUUCGCGAGCAGACGCUUUGAGUCCGUCUGGAGAUCUUUACGGCAAGGGACCACAUGCGGGUGCGGGUUCCGGCCCUUAUGGAGGAGGUCCAGGUGGUCCCGGAGGUCUUGGUGGUGCCGGAGGCGGUUCUGGAGGCCCAGGAGGUCCUGGUGGAUUCGGAGCUGGAGGGGGUCCUGGCACGGGAGGAGGAUAUGGAAGCGGUCGUGGGACUCCAAGCGGGCCAGGAGCAGGAGAUGGAUAUGGCGGACCAGGUGGUUAUGGUGGCCCAGGUAGCGGAGGUUAUGGCGGUGGUCCAGGAAGCGGCCGACCAGGCAUGGCAUCAUCAGUGUUCUCAGAUCCAUCGUAUCGUUUUGACACUAAAACUGGUUAUUUGAUUACAAAUCCACGAGAGUUGAUCCAUCAAUAUGCCACCACAACGCCAGUGGCUGUGAUGGAACCAACUGACAACACACCCUCGACGACUACAAUCACAAAACAAACUAUGACACAAAGCCAACGUGAGGCGAACACACAUCUAGACCCUAUGAAUCAACGCGAUGCUUAUGCUGAUCAAAGGCUCAACGAUAUCCGCUCAAAAACCAAUGUUAUCAGGGGACACGACGACAUUGACAACCUAACACAACAACUCGUGCAUGGUCUUCAAACAUCGUCGAGACUCUAA